Sinocyclocheilus rhinocerous is the source of this 1241-nucleotide messenger RNA. RefSeq names its product cyclin-J-like. The transcript has 6 exons. The record is from RefSeq and is a predicted model, not a curated record. Bases 168 to 1241 code for a protein of 357 amino acids. NCBI's taxonomy places the organism in Eukaryota, Metazoa, Chordata, Actinopteri, Cypriniformes, Cyprinidae.
AUUGGCUGAGAUUGGCAAUGCGCUCGCCGUGCUGUGUGCUGUUUCUUUGCUCGUGAACACAGUGUAAACUUUGAUUUGAGUUACACUUUGAUUAUCCGAGUAAGUUUGUUCGGCUGCUAGUUUUCAUUGUACUGUCUGUAUGCAGGCGUCCUUGUGUGCGGAGCCCAAUGGAGCUGGAGGGUCAGUGGUGGAAAGGAGAACUUGCAGAGGACAUCUAUCAGGCCCUGCGUUACAAAGAGCUGCGGUUGCCUGCGUACAAAGGCCAGUCCCCACAGCUGAGCCUUAGACGAUAUUUUGCAGACCUUAUCGCUAUAGUCAGCAAUCGCUUCAAGCUUUGCCCGGCGGCCAGACACUUGGCUGUUUAUCUGCUGGACCUGUUCAUGGACCGCUAUGACAUCUCAGUACAGCAGCUUCACAUGGUUGCGCUGUCCUGCUUGCUUUUGGCCAGUAAGUUUGAGGAGAGAGAAGACUGCGUCCCGAAGCUGGAGACACUGAACAGUCUGGGCUGCAUGAGCUCUAUGAACCUGGUUCUGACCAAACAGGGUCUGCUGCAUAUGGAGCUGCUGCUCCUCGAGACGUUUCAGUGGAACCUGUACCUCCCCACCGCUGCUCACUUCAUAGAGUACUACCUGCCGGUCGCUGUGAAUGAGACGGACCUGCAUGACGGCUGGCCGAUGGUGUGCAUGGAGAAGACCAUGCUGUACAUGUCCAAAUAUGCUGACUACUUCUUAGAGGUCUCUUUACAAGACCAUGCAUUUCUGCGAUUCGUCCCGUCCCUGGUUGCUGCGGCGUGUGUUGCCUCCUCCAGGGUAAUCUUGCGUCUGUCUCCGACCUGGCCUCCGCGCCUGCAGCGUCUGUCAGCGUACACCUGGGAGCAGCUGCUGCCCUGCGUGGAGAGACUUCUAAUUGCUCAUGACAGUGACGUAAAGGAAGCAAACAAGCAGAAAUGCCCGCAGCCGAGUGCUCAGCCUGCACAGAUGGUGUAUCCCGUCCGGGGUCAGAGUGUGUCCUUGCAUCAGUACAUGCAGCGGCCGAACACGCAAUACAUGCAGCAGAGCUGCCAGCCGGUGGUAGUGUCUUCUCAAGGUCCUGCAACAUAUCUGACACAUACGGCCUCAAUGCAGGGGCUCACGCAGACACAGACCAUGGAUGCUAAGGUCAACAUGCCAGGCAGGGCUUACCAGGUGAACCCGCUGUACCCCUGUGAAGCUAUGCUUCAAUGGCAUGUUUUUAUGGCAUGA